UUCGCCAGGCCGCCCGAGGCCGCGGAGCCGCGGCCCGCGGCGGGGCAGGGCAGGGCCGGCCCGACGCCCGCCGGGGCACGGCAGCCCAGCGGCCUCGGGCGCCUGCAGUGGCGUCGGGAGGGCGGCUGGCUCCGCGAGCGAGCGAGCGGCUCGGCCGGCGCGGACGGUGCGCUUGUCGAGGCCAGCAAGGCCUCCAUCGCCUGCGGCUCGCGCGAUGGCGCGCGCUUCGUGGUGGCCAGUCUGGGCGCCGAGAGCGAGGCCUACAUGCCGGACUGCGGCGAGGAGGUGCGAGGCGUCUUCGUGAAGGUGCCGGGCCAGACCCUGAGACCGCUGGCCCUGGAGGGCAGCGAUGUGUCGCCCGUCAGCAUCUGGGCGAGCAGCGUUGAACCCGGGACGCUGGUGCUGCUGGCGAUCGUCGGCCUGGAGGAGAACCUGCUGUCAGAGGUGCUCGCCGCGCUGCAGCCCCUCGGGGUGCCCUCGGGCCCGGCGCCCCUGGGCUGCCGCGCGCUGGCGGCCUCUGGCGUGGUCGCCGCCCUGGGGCAGCCUGGCCCCUGCUGGGAGUCCGCGCACGCCUCCACGGACGUGGCCUACGCGAGCGCGCUAAUCCCGGGCUGACGGCCGAGGCGCCACGCCGCGGCCGCGGGCCCGGCGCCUCCUGGGGCCGCCGCACGCUGGCCGGCCGCGGGCGUGUUGGCCGCCCCAGUCGGAGCUUGGAAGCUGACCGCGCCUCCCUCCGACGUGAGUUCGGCAAGCGCGAUGGUCCUGGGCUGACGCCUGGUGCCGCGGCGCCAGUGGGCUGCCGCGGCGCGCUGGCCGCCGACGGCGUGCUGGCCGUCCAGGGAGGGGGGAGGGACCGGCCGCUGCCGGGAGUCCGCGGGCGCUUCCGCGGACGUGGCUUCCGCGAGGGAGCGCGCUGGUCCCAGAGUGCCGGCCCGCGGCGCGACCGCGGCUCGAUCGGCGGACCGCGCGGCAGAUGGCGGGGGUGGUCUGGC
Messenger RNA from Prorocentrum cordatum, 992 nucleotides. NCBI's taxonomy places the organism in Eukaryota, Dinophyceae, Prorocentrales, Prorocentraceae. The record is from the annotation of a GenBank genome assembly.